CGAUGGCUUCUUCUUCUUCUUCUUCUUCUCCUUCUUCGUCCGUAUGCGGAUUUUGUUCGCCGGGAGCAAAGUGGCCUGCGUGGUAUGUAUCUCUGACGCAAGGAUGAGCGAUGGCGGCGGCUCUCCCAUCAGCGGCGGCGACGAGCAUGUCAUUGAGUUGCUCACCGUCUAUGGAGAAGAUGCAAGAUGAAGAGGAAGAGGAGGAGGAGGAGGAGGAGGAGAAGGGGGGUCCCAAAGCCGAAGGAGCGCGAAUUACAUGCCGUUCUCUAUUAACAUGUGGUCUCGUUGUCCGGUGGGUUGAUGUGCUGAGGGAGUUAUCGUUGUUGCUGAACAUAGCAACCCCGAUGAUGUGUUUGAAUCUCCUUUGGUACUCGAGGGUGGUAAUCUCUACAGCUUUCGUAGGCCACUUGGGCGAGAGCCAUUUAGCUGCUUGUGCUCUAGCCGUCAGCAUCGCUAAUGUGACUGGCUAUACUUUUCUGUACGGUCUUGCCAGUGGAAUGGACCCCAUCUGUGGUCAAGCAUAUGGUGCCGCCAAUUUUCGGCUCUUGGGACUGACUCUGCAGAGGGCCAUUUUGAUGUUACUCUGUGCCAGCGCGGUAAUAGUCUUUGGUGUGUGGAUGCACGUCGACAGACUCUUGCUGAGAUGCGGUCAAGAUGCUGUCAUAGCAUCCAUGGCUAUGGAGUACAUCGUCUGCCUCGUCCCCGAUCUCAUCGCCGUGACCUUCAUCUCCACGCUUCGAAGCUUUCUCCGCUCGCAGUGUAUCGCGAAGCCGAUGGUUGUCUGUGCUAUCAUUGCUGUCACUCUCCAUAUCCCUCUCACCUACUCCUUGAUUCACUCUGUCGGAUUGGGUUAUCGAGGUGCGGCGGCAGCUAUGGUGAUUACCGACUUCGUGUUCGCGGGGUUGUUGUUAGGGUUGGUGUGGUGGUCUGGCGCUGGUCAACGCAGCUGGCCCGGCAUGUCGGCGGAGUGUUUGACCGGUUGGAGCACUCUUUUGAAACUGGCUUUGCCUUCGUGCUUCAGCAUAGCGGUGGUGUGGUGGACCUACGAGGCUGCCCUGCUCGCCUCUGGUCUUUUCACCGAUCCAGAGGUCAGCGUCGGCGCCAUGGGCAUCUUGUUGAACAGCUCCGCGUUGCUGGCGAUGAUUCCGUUCGGCAUAAACAUGGCGGUCGCGACGCGCGUCGGGAUCGAGCUCGGAGCGCAGCGGCCCGCGAAAGCCUGUCUCGCGGGCGCCGUCUCUUGGGCCCUCGGGGUUGUCGUUGGCAUCUUAGUUCUUGUCGUCACCACUUUUGGAAGGUUCCGCUGGGCGCGGCUCUUCACCGACGACCUGGCGACGCAAGAGGCGGUGAGCGCCGCCCUCCCUCUUGUCGGCCUGAGCAAUAUGUGGGGUAGUCCUCAAGACUGCACGACGGGAAUACUUAGAGGCUGUGGGAGGCCGGGUGUUGCAUUGAUUGUCAAUUUCGUCAGUUUCUAUGCUCUCGGCAUUCCCGCUGCUCUUUACUUCGGAUUUGGUCGAUCUUUAGCGGUCAACGGGUUGUGGGUAGGUCUUAUGCUAGCGCAGCUGAGUGCAAUGAUAGGUCAAACGGCGAUUUGCGUUCACAAGAUAGAUUGGGUGUAUGAGGCAAGGAGGGCACGAGUUCUCACUGCUCGGGAUCGGGAUGACGUUUGUUCUCUGAGUCGGGACACGUGUCAAGAAUCCCGAUCUCCCGUCUUGUCGGAGUACCAUUGUUGUCGGGACUAUCUUCCUCUGUCUCCUUACGAUCAUCGGGAACGACGGGAAGAGAUCCAUUACCGUGGCGGCGGCGGCGGCGGCGGCGACGGCGGUGAGUACCGUGCUGAUCCGAGAAAUGCGUGCUUGAUGAGGUAUACGUCGUCUGAGCAACAACUACAGCGUGCGGAGAUAUCAUGGCUUGAUGAUGAAGCAACUACCGGUAGUGAGUCGCCUCGGAGUCGAGAGAGUGAGGGAGGCAGCGAGAGAGCUAGAGAAAGAUCAAGAAAUAGAUACGGAGUAGUGAUAGAGAGAGAGGGGGAGACCCGGGAUAGCGAAAUAGCAUCAGGAAGAAAUGAGGAGGGAUGGAGAGAGAGCAAGAGAGAGAUGGAAGCUGUAGGUCGAGGAGAAGAUUUGGCGACGCCGCUGCUGGUACGCCGGUCGCUGCCGCCGCCGCUCACACAUCAAAUAUCUGCUGAGCGCAGCAAUUGCAGUCCGUCGCCGCCUUCGGCGGACUCACUACCGAACCCACCUCCGAGAGACUCUGAGAGCGUGAGAGAGAUGGAGAUGGACGAUGCUUGUCGAGGAGAAGAGUUGACUUUGACAACCCCGCUGCUGCUGCGCCGGUCGCUCUCGGCAGAAUCGAUAGCGCCGCCGCCGCCGCCGCCGCCGCCGCUCACACGUCGGAGUUCUUCUGACCGCACGACGAGUUGCAGUUCGCCGGCGCCGUCAGACUCACCACCUUCAGUGCUUGAAAACGUUUUCUCCGUCCCUUUGGUGAUGACGUCAACGGCCGGCUGCAACUCCAACUACCCUCCAGGGCCUCCACAGUCGCCCCCUCCGUGCCGUCCCUCCCUCGCGGACUUCCUCAGAGUCUCCUCUUGUUCAACCCUCGCCGCUCUGCUGGGUGCCUCCUUUCCCUCCACAUCGCCUCACUCGAGACUGUGACGACAAAAAAAAUAAAAAAAAAUAAAAAAUAAAAAAAUGAAGACUGUGACGACCAUUUCUUCCCGUCUUGAACGGUUAUCCAAUGGAGGGAGGUGUCGUCAACUUGUCAGAGCGAGUUCCAUCGUGCGUGGUGGUGGAGCAGUGUGUGCGAACGUGGCAUGCAUGAAUCUGGACUCGCUCUGUGCCAGGUUCGUAUCAUGUUACGCUGGCAACUUGAGUACCGUACCUGGGGUAGAAGUCCUUUGAUGACUUGUUGCAUGGGUACUCUUGGGAAGAUUCUAUGACCUCUCAUGAUGAGAAAGGGAGGAGUUUCUCUCUGUCCGGUUCACGGCAGUGCUAACCGGAUUACUUGCAAAUACCUGCCGGGACCUAUCAAGUCCGGUUCACGUAGGAUGCAUGAAUCUGGACUUGCUCUGAGCCAGGUUCAUUCCAUUCUACUGCGCGAAGGCUUUCUGCGACUGUGCUCGCGCGUCUCGGAUGUGCUCUGUGCU
This is a messenger RNA of Chara braunii, 3145 nucleotides long. The record is from the annotation of a GenBank genome assembly. Lineage: Eukaryota; Viridiplantae; Streptophyta; Charophyceae; Charales; Characeae.